UCAUAAGAGCACAAAGUUUUGUUUGUGGGUCAGAACUGAUUGAUUUUGAAUGUUGUUUUGCUCCUACUUUAUUAUUAACACGUAUUUUCGAUGUAUGCCAUAGCAGAAAGCGUCUCUGGGACAAAGGAUGUUGUGUUUCUGAUUGAUGGCUCCGAUGACACUGCAGGUGGUUUCCCAGCAAUACUUAAUUUCCUUCAGCAAGUAGUUGAGAGCCUUGAUGUGGACAGAGAUAAAGAUCACGUAGCUUUGGUUCAAUAUAGUAAUGGCCCAUCGCCUCAUUUCUACCUGAAUGCCCUUUCCACCAAAGAGGAGGUGCUUGGCAGUAUAAGGAGCCUCCAGCACAAAGGGGGCAGACCCCUUAACACUGGAGCAGCUCUGCAAUUCGUGAAGGACAACGUUUUCACUCGUUCUGCUGGCAGCAGGUACAAUGAUGGGGUUCCUCAGGUUUUAAUUUUACUCACUGGUGAAAGGUCGAGAGAUGACAUCAGAGGAGCGGUGAAUGCACUGAAGCAGUCUGGAAUUCUGAUGUUUUCUGUUGAAGUCAAUAAUGCCGACCUCCCAGAGCUGCAGACAAUCUCACACAAGCCCACUUAUGUCUUCGCUGCCUAUGAAUUUAAGGAUCUUCGAGAUGUCCAUGUGCAGCUUCUACCAGCAGUAAGCCAGGCGAUUGACGAGAAGUAUGGGAUCUCGCAUUUGCCACCAUGGGUCAAAGGUAAGAACUGGCCACAGAGGAGACGAGUAGAAUCUCUUGAUUGUGAGCCU
This is a messenger RNA of Erpetoichthys calabaricus (reedfish), 762 nucleotides long. Its product is annotated as collagen alpha-3(VI) chain-like. The annotation marks the transcript as partial. The transcript has a single exon. The record is from RefSeq and is a predicted model, not a curated record. Lineage: Eukaryota; Metazoa; Chordata; Cladistia; Polypteriformes; Polypteridae.